UUUUUUUUUAUUUUUUUUGGGCCCUAUUUUUUCUUUCCAGGUUUUUUCCCUUAUAUGUAUAGAAAGGUCAGACUUCCUUCCUUAAUUUCACUCUAUUUCCCUGUGCAUUUUCUAAUGAAAAACAAUGAAGAAAAGAAUCAUGGGAAGAGAAAAUGGGAUUUUCGACACAGCUCGACGAGUUUUAUAACCUAGACUGACUGACCAUUUUUUACUUGUUUACUAAAUUGACGUGGGGGGGGGGAGGGUUAAUUAAGUACCCUGUUCCUCUUCAAUAGCAGUAAUAGUUCGGAUAAUUUUAUCCAUUUAUUGUAUUUAUUUUUAUUAAUUUUAGGAAUAAAUUAAAUAAUUAUGAUCAGCAUAUUAUCCACCGCUAAACGUCCAAUUUUUGACUCAAUCAAAUCAACUUUAUCUAUUUGUGCCGUGAACAAACGCAAUGCUUCUCACACCGACAUUGUUUUUCCCAACUUUGAUGAUUAUCGUUUAGAGUCGGUUAAAAAUCCGGUUGGAUCUGAGGCUAGUGAAAGUGUUGAUGAUAGGCGUGGUACUCCAAGUGCAAUAGUUUAUGGAGUUGGUGGUGCUUGUUCUGUUAUCUCAGCAAAGGUCAUACUCAAUACGCUUGUCGAAUACAAAUCGAUGCCCGCCGAUAUGAAAGCUAUGGCUUCUGUUGAAAUCAAUUUGGAUGAAGUUCCGGAAGGAAAGACAAAAACUUUCGAAUGGCGUGGAAAGCCUAUAUUUGUCAAACAUCGAACUGAAUCUGAAAUUAAACGGGAACAGGCCGUCGAAGUUUCUCAACUUCGUGAUCCACAGAAGGAUGAGGAUCGUGUUCAACGUCCAGAAUGGUCGAUUCUUAUUGGUGUUUGUACUCAUUUGGGAUGUAUUCCAAUAUCUAAUAUGGGUGAGUUUGGUGGCUAUUUUUGCCCUUGUCAUGGUUCUCAUUAUGAUGCCUCUGGACGCAUUCGAAAAGGCCCGGCACCGUUAAACAUGGCAAUUCCUGAUUAUGAAUUCGUGAAUGAUAAUACUAUUGUGGUUGGGAAGCCAUAA
Meloidogyne enterolobii is the source of this 1041-nucleotide messenger RNA. The record is from the annotation of a GenBank genome assembly. Lineage: Eukaryota; Metazoa; Nematoda; Chromadorea; Rhabditida; Meloidogynidae.